Adineta ricciae is the source of this 318-nucleotide messenger RNA. The record is from the annotation of a GenBank genome assembly. NCBI's taxonomy places the organism in Eukaryota, Metazoa, Rotifera, Eurotatoria, Adinetida, Adinetidae.
AUGAAUAUUACAGCUCUAAGUUUCUCAAACGAAAAUCGUUUCAGGAGCAACACGUUCAUUCAGGACUUAGCAGAUGAAUUGUUUGUUGAAAAAUGGCGGAGUUACGGAUCUUAUCCACUGUUUUAUAAAGUUUGCGCGCCAAUCUAUUGUUCGUAUACGGUCCGUAAAAGUAAUUAUUAUACGUAUAGUGCAUUGAAAGUACUCGGUUUAUACGGAGGAUUGACUAUUUUACUACGGUUACCUGUUCCACUUGUAAUGAAGAUUGUUUUCGUUAUUCAAAAUCGUUGUAAAACAGGUGAAGUUGUUCCAGUGACUUAA